This is a messenger RNA of Fusarium vanettenii 77-13-4, 1260 nucleotides long. RefSeq lists its product as uncharacterized. Gene Ontology annotation, molecular function: protein dimerization activity. Lineage: Eukaryota; Fungi; Ascomycota; Sordariomycetes; Hypocreales; Nectriaceae. The coding region runs from base 1 to 1260 and encodes 419 amino acids. The record is from RefSeq and is a predicted model, not a curated record. The transcript has 3 exons.
AUGGCGGGGGAACACAGCGGGGACCAGUCAUUCUAUGACUUCCUCAUAGAGGAGCCAGAGCGCCACCCGGUCAUUUUCAGCAUCAACAGCCCAUUUCGCCGCCGAAUCGACCCAGCCGCGAUCCGCCGCAGCGGCCAGACCCGACCGAGAUCGAGACCCACCAUCCAGCCCAUCACCCGGUACUCGGGAUGCAACUACCGGAUUCAUCACGUGCGCAAUCACGCGGGCACCUUCACCUCGACUUACACGGUCCUCCGACUCCUUCUUCAGCUGAAUCCACCUCAAUUCGACUUCCCAGGAGCCAUGAUCCCUGCUGGCGACGGCACGAUCGGCCAUCAGAAUCAUCUCUCACAUGCGUCGACAGACCCCGCUUUCGCGUAUGGAAGCGAGCUCGUCUCGCCAUCCAGCAUACAUUCAUCCAGGGGUCACUACGACGGUACCGUCUCCAAUCACUGGGAUGACGCUCUCAGUCAUGGAGCGAGCACCCCAAAGGUGACGACGCCCGCCGCUCAUGUAACUACAAACCCCUGGGCCGAAGUGGACGAAGUUCAGGAAGACAACCACCCCGCGCCCUCAUCGAGACCACGAAGAACGCCCCGACCUAGAAGGCAGAAGAAGGACGCACGGAAAACCUCUGAAGCUUCUCAGGGCGGCAGCAGCAGCGCUGGUGGUGCGCCUUCGGUAUCCGAUGCAGCCAGCCCCAGCUCUACGUCACAGAACAGUCGUGCCAGCGUUGGCUCUAAAUCCGCAUCCAUGGCGUCAACGACAUCGACAGCUUCCAGUCGCCAGAGCAAGCUUCGCAGUGCCUCUCGAACGUCCAAGAAUAGUCGUGACAAGCCUAAUGAUACUCCAGAAGAAAGACGGACCCGAGCGUCGCAUAACCUCGUCGAGAAGCAAUACCGCAACCGUCUGAACGCGCAAUUCGAAUCCCUCCUCAGUGCUCUGCCAGAGCAAGCUCGAUCUGGAGGAAGCGGAGGCGGAAACGGAAACGGUGACGAAAACGAAUCCGAUGCCGCGAACGAUGCAGACCGCCGUGUGAGCAAGGGCGAGGUGCUUGAAAUGGCGCGCAAGCAUAUUGAAGCACUGGAACAGGAACGAAACCAGCUUGAGCGCGAGAACCUCGAACUACAAGGCAGUCUCCGGCGACUCAAAGGAUCUACCUCGGACGGUACUACGUCCUCGUCAGGCCAGCAAACGCCGCUCGAUUUCAAUAGCAACACGGAUCAGGACAAGGUCCGUGACGAUCGAGAUGAGGACUGA